Rangifer tarandus platyrhynchus (Svalbard reindeer) is the source of this 297-nucleotide messenger RNA. Lineage: Eukaryota; Metazoa; Chordata; Mammalia; Artiodactyla; Cervidae. The record is from the annotation of a GenBank genome assembly.
AUGUUUGACCUCGAGAUCAUGAUCGCCAUUGGGAGCGCCUUACUGAUUACAGCUUUCGUGCUCAUAGGCGUCGUCAUCUGGCUUUACUACAAAGUAGCCAACACGUUAAAUGCUGCAAAGACACCCAUUGCUACGGCCAUUACCUGUAGUGAUCAAGAUAAGGUCACCGAAGCUGCAACCUCCACCCCCGAGUCUUACCCCAGCUUCCGGUGCUGUGAAGAAUGUAACUUUCCUGCCAACUUUGAUCCCCUGACAUCGUGCUUCUGUGACAUAAACAAGGGACUCAAUACAGAAUGA